AUGGAGCUGUUCAACCAAGCUCUACUAGCAAAACAAGGUUGGAGAUUGCUAAGAUAUCCUGAUUCAUUGCUGGCCAAGACAUUGAAGGCAAAAUACUUUCAGGAUGGUGACUUCCUGAAUGCUAGGGUUAGCCCGGGUGAUUUGUAUACAUGGAGGAGCCUGAUAAAGGGUAAUGAGCUUUUGCAAAAGGGUGCUCGAUUCCAAGUGGGGAAUGGCUCCAGCAUUUCAAUGUGGUAUGAUCCCUGGUUACCCAGGCCCCAUACAUUCAAACCAUACAACAUGGUGAUGGAAGGCUUAGAAGAGCUGAAAAGUGGGUACCAUGUAGCUAGGAAAUUUUUGGCCCCAAGCUCCACAGCUCAGUCCCAUGAUGAGAUAAGGAAGUUAUGGAGGGCGGUUUGGCAUGCAAGGGUUCAACCAAAAAUUCGAGCUUUUGUGUGGCGCUUGCUGAAGAACAUACUCCCAACCAAAGAUGCUUUGCGUAGAAGAAUUGGCAUGGAGGAGCAGCAUUGCAACAUAGUUGCAUGCAUGUGGCUCUACAACCCAAUUGGGCUACGUGCUAGGAGCCAUGCAGCGACGUCAAUGAAGGACUGGAUUAUGGAUGUAGUUGGGACACUUAGCAAGCAACAGGUUGAUAUCUUUUUCAUGUUAUUGUGGACUAUUUGGUAUGAGAGAAACAGAUUGGCGUGGAAUGGUGGGACUUUUAAUCCCAUGCAUGCAGUCACGUGGUUAAUGCACUUGUUGGAGAAUUAUCAAUCUUUACACCCAGCCAAGACAUCAAGUAAGAUGAAUAGAGGGGGUGUAGCUAAAUGUUUAUUCCCUCUUCAUGGACGACUUAAAAUCAACAUAGAUGGAGCUUUCUGUGCUGACCGAGGAAGUGGAGGAGUGGGGGUUAUUAUCCGUGAUGAGAAGGGCAGUUUCAAGGGUGCAUGGUCGAGAUUUAUACCCCAUAUGGGUCAACAUUCCAUGGUGAAGCGGAGGCCUGCAGAGCAGGAUUGUUGCUAG
This is a messenger RNA of Rosa rugosa (rugosa rose), 1002 nucleotides long. RefSeq lists its product as uncharacterized. Lineage: Eukaryota; Viridiplantae; Streptophyta; Magnoliopsida; Rosales; Rosaceae. The record is from RefSeq and is a predicted model, not a curated record. Bases 1 to 1002 code for a protein of 333 amino acids. The transcript has 3 exons.